GUUUGUUGACGAGAGCCUUUCAAUCACUACAUUUUGAAGUUCACUGUCGAUUAUUUCUCAAUAUGGAUGCAGUGAUGCGUGAUUUGCAUGCAGCAGCAAAGCUGAGAGCUCACAAAGAUGCCGAUUGUUUCGUUUGCGUGCUUGUCAGUCGAGGGAACCAGGAACAUAUAUUCUGCACAGACCAUAUCACUCCAGGAUUUCAACUGGAAAGGCUGAAGGAUUUCUUUACUGGUGAGAAGUGUCCCGAUCUCCUAGGAAAACCAAAGCUCUUUUUUAUUCAAAACUAUGUUGAGCCCCAAAACUGGCAAGGAAAUGCCAGCCUGACAGAGGCAGAUGGAAAUCUUGGCACAAUCCCACAAGUAGCAGACAUUUUCUGGAGCCACUGCAGAUUGGAUGCCUCUGUAUUGGAAAGAUCCCCAUGCUCAUCAUCCUAUUAUCUUUCCACUUUGGCUGGCCUUCUGAUGGAUCCUCAGAAGAGGAAGUUGCCUCUGCUGGAUAUUUUUGUAGAGCUGAACAGCAGAAUUUAUGAAUGGAAUAGGAUUAAUUCUACAGAACAGUACUCACUCUUAUUAAAGCACACCCUGAGGAAAAAACUCUUCCUGAUUGACAAGUGAAGGCCUUUGUGAAACCUUUCGGAGAUUUAUCAGUUUCUCCUGGAGUCAAGUAGACCACAAGUAAUAGCAUUCAGACAUAUUUUGUACCAUUAAACAAAUAAUUCUGGCUUCACAGAAUUGCUGAUUUGGACAAGAAGUAGUGGGAACAAGCAGCUAUUCUUACAAUGUAUUACUUAAGGUCUUAAUGCACACCACAGAUUUCACUGGAUCUGUGCCUUAUUUACAUAACUUGGCAUGAUCUUUCUCAGAACUCAGACCUCAAGAGAAUUAUAUUACCUUCUGACUUGCUUAUGAAUAUAAGUUCAAACAAAAUCCAAGGUGGAUUAUAUAUGAGACAACAUAAUUGUCUCAGCAUGCGAGUAUAAUCAAAAGUAAUAGCUAAUACUAUGAGUAAAGAAGUAUCAGUGCUUAGUUUAAAGAAUCUUCUUGUAGAAAUGGCAUUGAAAAAGGUUAGAAAUUAGGGAAGCUUCUGAGUGCUGCCAGUGGUCUUUCUUAAUCUCAGCCCUCCAGUGUGCAAUUUUUAGUGUUAUCCUAUCUAUAAAAGCACAUCAAAUGGUCUGAGAAUAAGGGAAGCUGUGGUUCAAUGUAGCUAUGUGAUUAUUUUGUGGUUCACUCAGCAAUGGCUAUAGAACGACUAGAAUAGCGAGAUCCACUAGCACCAAGAAAUGCAGAAAUAAUAGGGGAACGGAAGCUUGUUUCCAGCCUAGUCUCAAGAACAACCAGUAGAACUUGUUGACGUAGGGAUGAUACUAUUCUUAACAAGGGGGUUGCAUUAUUAACAAGCGGGUUGUAUUCUUAAGGAGGGGAUUGCCAUUGAACUUAAGCAAAUACUAGUAAUUUUUGCCUAAAAUAUAAAUAUGUAUUUCACCUGAAUAUCUCGAGACGCGUAUUGUGCAUUUUGUAUUUUAAAAAUGGUUACAAUUACUUUG
Molecule: messenger RNA, 1543 nt
Organism: Thamnophis sirtalis
Lineage: Eukaryota; Metazoa; Chordata; Lepidosauria; Squamata; Natricidae
Source: RefSeq, a predicted model, not a curated record